AACGAAUCCGAAAAUAAUCGCAUUGCCAUGUUACCGUUGCACAGAAUGAAGAACCACGGGAGCGUCAAUGGCGGCGGGAAGCCAUCCACGGAUGAAGACCAGGUCAAGGAAGAUGGGGACAUCUCGAGGCUGGCCAUAUCGACUCUGCAGGCUCGGGAAGAAGAGAUCGCGAGGAAGAAGAUGGAGGUGAAGGAGAGAGUGGAACUCCAACUGGGGCGUGCUGAGGAAGCGACCAGGCGGUUAGCUCAGAUUUGGGAGGAGCUGGAAGAGCUAGCAGACCCCUUGAGGAAGGAAGUCGCAACUGUUCGCAAGAAGAUUGACGUGGUCAUCCGUGAGCUGAAGCCGCUCGGACAGAGUUGCCACAGAAAGGAAAAGGAGUACAAAGAAGCCAUGGAAGCUUUCAAUGAGAAGAGCAAGGAGAAGGCUCAACUGAUGGCCACAUUAAUGGAGCUUCUAUCUGAGAGUGAGCAGUUAAGGAUGAAGAAGCUUGAGGAGCUGAGCAAGAAUGCAGAGUCCGUGCAUUGACAAUCAGACAUGAUGAUGCUUCCUGAUAGGAGUGAUCAAGCUGUGCUUAUUUAAGUGCUUCAAUAUGGUCGUUUUUAUUUGAUUUCACAAGUGUGUAUUUGAACGUUUUUCCUUAAUGAGUGGAUAUUUAGAGAGCGAACGAUUGUGUAUGAACAUUCAAACGCAUUUGAGUUGUGUAAUUUGGGGUCCAUUUAUUUGGAAGUAAACUGUUUCUAAGAAA
This is a messenger RNA of Eucalyptus grandis, 745 nucleotides long. RefSeq lists its product as uncharacterized. Bases 28 to 525 code for a protein of 165 amino acids. The transcript has 4 exons. The record is from RefSeq and is a predicted model, not a curated record. Lineage: Eukaryota; Viridiplantae; Streptophyta; Magnoliopsida; Myrtales; Myrtaceae.